CAUGGCAGCGGCCUGAAAGGUGAGCGGAGUCGGAAUUACUUCCUUUCUUUUCAGGGCGGCCAUUGAGCUGGAGCGAAAAUGGGCAAGUUUAUGAAACCGGGGAAAGUCGUCCUUGUUCUGGCAGGGCGCUACGCUGGCCGCAAAGCUGUCAUUGUAAAGAACAUCGAUGAUGGCACCUCCGACCGUCAGUACAGUCACGCCCUGGUUGCCGGUAUUGACCGCUAUCCCCGCAAGGUGACUGCCACCAUGGGCAAGAAGAGAAUUGCCAAGCGGUCCAAGAUCAAGUCUUUUGUGAAGGUGUACAACUACAACCACCUCAUGCCAACCAGAUACUCCGUCGAUAUCCCUCUUGACAAGACUGUUGUGAACAAGGAUGUUUUCAGGGACCCAGCUCUGAAGCGUAAAGCCAGGAGGGAGGCCAAAGUGAAAUUUGAGGAGAGGUACAAGACAGGCAGAAACAAGUGGUUCUUCCAGAAGCUGUGUUUCUAAAUCACUGUUCGUUUGAUCCAACAUUAAAGUUUAUGAAAAACC
This is a messenger RNA of Bufo gargarizans (Asiatic toad), 531 nucleotides long. It is a transcript of the gene RPL27, whose product is annotated as ribosomal protein L27. The transcript has 5 exons. Gene Ontology annotation, cellular component: cytosolic large ribosomal subunit; ribosome. Gene Ontology annotation, biological process: translation. The record is from RefSeq and is a predicted model, not a curated record. NCBI's taxonomy places the organism in Eukaryota, Metazoa, Chordata, Amphibia, Anura, Bufonidae. Bases 79 to 489 code for a protein of 136 amino acids. Gene Ontology annotation, molecular function: structural constituent of ribosome.